GACUGUGGAGGCCAUUGGUGUACACUGAACUCAUUAUCAUGUUCUUGGAGCCAGCUUGAGAUGACAUGUGCUUUGUGACAGAGCAUUAUCCUGCUGGAAGUAGCCAAAUGAAGAUGGGUAGACUGUGGCCAUGAAGGGAUGCACAUUGUCAGCAACAACACUCAUGAUGAGUGGAGAACGGGAAGACAUCCUGCUUCAGGUGAACCACGUUCGCUACAAGAAAAACAAUGGUCAGUUGUACCUGUCUCAAACAAGAGUAGGCUGGAUGAUGGAUGAGUCAGACACGUUCACAGUCAGUGUCCCCUACAAUGACAUCAGAACUCAAAAAAUUUCACCUGAGGGCAAACCCAAAGUUCAGCUACAAAUAGUUCUCCAUGAUAUUUCCAACUUCACAUUCCACUUCUGCACACCAGAGGGCAGAGAUAAACAGAUUGCUGAACGGAACCAGGUCAAAGAGCGCCUUAGUCAGUUGAUGACCCAAAACAGGAGGCAACCCCCAGAUGAACUGAUGGAAAAGAAGCGAAUGUUAGACGAGAAUGAGCAACUGCACCAUCUGUACCGUGCACUGGUUCCCACAUCAAUAAUAUCUGUCGAUGAAUUUUGGAAGGAGAUUGCUGGGCAAUAUAAACAAAACAUGGGGCCACAACAAGAACUUGGUGUGUCUGGGGCUUUCCUGGCUGACAUAAAGCCACAGACUGACGGUAACAAUGGCAAAGUACAGUACAACCUGACUCCUGAAAUCAUGUCUGCUAUAUUCAAGACUUAUCCUGCUGUGAAGAAAAAACAUGCAGAAUAUGUUCCUCACAGAAUGACUGAACCAGAGUUCUGGACACUGUUUUUUCAGUCCCACUAUUAUAGUGUUCACACAACCAGCAGCAUGGAAAAUGUAUUUUCAGAGUGCUCAAAACAUGAUGACAAGGAGUGGAACCGUGAUGUAAGCUCAACACAAAAUGAUCCUCUGUAUGCCUUGAAUGAUAUAUAUGAAGAAAAACCCAUGUCUAUUGAAAGUGAUCUGAGAACAUCUGGUGUCAAAGCUGGAAGUAACGUCUUUCAUGCUUUAAUGAUCAAAAGAUUCAACCAACACAGCCUCAACAUUAUUAAAGCUCAAACAAAUUCAGAAAAGGAGAGAAUAUUGGAUGAACUAGCUGCCAAAAACCCGAAUGGAAUUCCCAAUGGUGAAGCAAAACAAGAUAUACAAGUACACAAAAGUAAAAAGGCUAGAUUAGAGGAGAAAAUAGUGUAUGAGGAUCUGGAGAACUCAAACAAAGUGGAGACCUCAUCUUUAACUAUCCACCAGAGAGAUCGCUAUCUAACAGGACCCACAGAAUACAGUGCCAUUCAUAACUUACAACCACGUCAGGUGACUGUCCUUCAUGAGCAACUGACAGAUAAUAUAAACUCUUGGUGUCCAAACUUACACAUCAGCCAGGAUCCAGAGGCUGCGUAUCGGUCUCUUCAGCACUUCAGUGAAAUGUGUCGUAAAGGAAGAUCUAGUGUAGGGGUUAACACAGGAGAUCAGUUACCAGGAAAUUUACAUAAGGAACUGGGCCAGGUUUAUAGCAGUGCUGGGGAACUUUUGCGACACUUCUGGUCAUGUUUUCCUCCAAGAACUCCUCAGUUACAAGAGAAGCUUCACAAGAUGCAUGAGACACUCUGUCGAUACCACAAUGUUACUAUAAGACCAUUCCAAGAAAUGGCCGUAAAUGAUUAUAACUGCAAAAGUGACAUUUUAGACCACCUUACAGAAAUGUUUCAGAUCGCCAGUACCAAGUUUGAAAACUGGAAGGCGCGAAACAGCAGACAUGAGUGUACUAUGUGCAAAUUAGAACAUGCAGCAAACCUUUCUUGUGAAUCUAUUAGGAAAGACCAGGAAUCAGCCAGUGAUCAAAUUUCCGAGAACAGACCUCCUCCGGAGUUCAGUGAAAAAAGCCAGGUAUCAACCAUAACAGUACAUGCUGACAGUUGGUUUUUCUCCAGUUAUAACGAGUUACACCAUCUGUCAGUUGUAAAGAUUCCUACAGAGAAUAAACUUGUCUUUGAAUCUUAUAAGUUAGGUAACAUUUUGCCUAGGGUAGAGUUCUACGAGACUCAGCUUAUACCCAAACCUAAGGUAACAAUUAGGCCAUUAAAAUAUCUAGAGCAUAAGAAUGCAUUUCCUUGUAUCAAUAUUUCUGUAUAUGAUAUCAAUAUUAUUGCCUGUGAAAAUUUGCGAUAAGUCAAGCCAAAACAAUUUACCAGGUUUUGAAUCUAAUAAGGCUGGGCAGAUAUUGAAUAAAACACAACUUACUGCAGAGGAAUGUAAUGAACCAGGAGAUUUUAAGGACCACAAGAGUUAUUAUGAAUAAACCUGUUUUAAAAUCUGGGCAGAGGUGAGGUCAAUUGAUCCAGAAAUUAUUGCAAAUAUACUUAAGCUUGUAUCAAAUUAGGCAGAGCAGAUGUUAAAUGGCAAAACAUUCACACUUGCUUCAAAAAAACAAAUCAGAUGAAUUAACCCUUAAACGGUCCAAACAGAUCGACGUUCAGAUUCAUAGUGCUAUAAAAGUUGAUCUACUUUUUUUUUACAAAUUUUCAAAUAUAACAAAAAAUAAUGCAGAUAAAAGUUUUUUACACGUUUUCAAAUGUAAAACAAAAAAGAUCUACAUUUUUUUACAUACUUUCAGAUGUUGAAAAAACGUAUAUAUACGUUUGGACCGUUUAAGGGUUAAACAGGCCUGGUCUGAGCUAGAAAAGACUACAACAAACCAUGUUUCAGCCAAAAAUAAUACACAAAUAACCCGCACAUGUGUAGUGUAGUGUAUGUUUCAGCCAAAUAUUCCCAAGACUGGCCUCCCUCCUUGCUGACAGCCCCACCUUUGAUACAGACUCCCUCUUUGACUUUUUGACAGUAACUGAUUUUUUACACAAAUUUUGUUAAUACUUCCUUAAGCACUCCUCAUAGCCCUUUCUAACUCUCCUCUGUUAUCCUCUCCACCCUUGCUAUUCUAUGAUCCUGCACUAUCCCCUGCCCUGCUGCACUAUGACCCUUGUAGGUUAGCGCUUUCUUUAGAUUAUAAUAAUACUGUAAUCCAAAGCUGGCCAGGUGUCAGUUAGGAAGUUUACCCUGAACCUAAAUAAUACAUGGUACAGUGGUAACUUGACUUAUAAGUUUAAUUUGUUCCAAGACCCAGCUCGUAACUCAAUUUGCUCAUACAGUGGAACCUCAAAAAUCAAAUGUAUCACAUAUCGAACGUUUCGAAAAUAGGACCAUUUUUUCGGACAAACUGUGUCCCUAUUAUCGAACGUGCCCCUAUUUUUGGACCGCCGGGUAUGGGACCUGUCUGCCGCCCGCUCUGUCCGCGUCCCCGCGCAGGCACCGUGAGCAGUCUAGCUUUGUUUAUGCUUGAGUGAACACUAGCCUGCGCUCUCAUUCACUCAUUUUACGAUUAUUUCGUUGUGUUUAGUGCUUGUGGGACUGUGAAAUGAGCUGCCAUGGGCCCAAAGAAACUUGCUAGUGGUACCCCUGUGGUAAAGAAAGUGAGAAACGCCAUAGAUGUGAAGAAGGAAAUAAUACAGAAGGAUGAGAGUGGUGUGAGACUUGUUGAGCUUGCCAGGAUGUAUGGGAAAAACAAGUCGACCAUCGGUUCUAUCCUGUCAAAGAAAGAACAAAUCAAGGAAGCUGAUGUUGCAAAAGGUGUUAAUAUAGGGAGUGGAUGAGGUGCCUUCUUCAAAGAUUAAGGAGAUUUGUGCUAAGUGGAAUGAUGUCCAAAUGUUUGUGCAGAAGUACCACCCUGAGCAAGCUGAAACAAGCCAUCUUUGCAACAAGUUCAGUGACAGAACCAUGUCCCAUUUUAGGGAAAUGUUAAAGAGGCACCAGAAACAGAGGACUGUGGACAGUUAUUUUGUGACACAGGGGUCCAGUGACUCUCAAGCUGGACCUAGUGGCAUUAAAAGACAGAGAAGGGAAGUAACCCCAGAGAGGCUUUACCUGAAGUCCUCAUGGAGGGGGAUUCUCCUUCCAAACACUAACCCCAACUCCCUCUCUCCUCCUUCCUAUCUUCCAGAUGCCAUCACCAAUCUUCAAUAACGGUAAGUAAAAAUGUUAUUUUAUAUGUAUUGCUAUACAUAAUUAAAAACUAUAGUAUUUGUUGUAUGUAAAACUGUAAUUAAUCUCUAUAAAAUGUAUUUUCUGUGUGAAUAUUUUUGGGUUUCUGGAACAGAUUAAUUGUAUUUCCAUUAUUUCUUAUGGGAAAUAUUGCUUCGAAUUUCAGACUUUUCGAAUUUAGAACUAGCUCCUGGAACGGAUUAAGUUCGAUUUUUGAGGUUCCACUGUAUAUCAAAUCAAUUUUCCUCAUUGAAAUUAAUUGAAAUGCCAUUAAUCCAUUCCGGUGGAAUUCCUGGCUCUCAGGAGGCCGGAGAAAAUACUUCAAUAUAAUGCUAAUAUCAACUCUGCGGCUUAUUUACCUAUCACAAUUGAUCUAAUAUGACAUAAUAAACAAUAAAAAUAACAUAGAAACAUGGUAUAUACAGUGGACCCUCAGUUAACGACGUCAUCAGAUAACGUAAAAAUCGGAUAACGACACAUUUUUGCAUCAAAAUAUUGGCUCAGUUAACAACAAAGAACUCGGUUAAAGUCAUUCGUCCCGAGCGUGUCUGCACGGCCUGAGCGGCCCAGUCACUCCAUGUACGGCCAGUGUGCCAUUGUUGACAAGCCAGUGAGAACGAUUCCAUGCAUACAUUUUGUAUUAUUCCAUUGUUUUUAGUGCUUGUAACUACUAAAUAAGCCACCAUGAGCCCAAAGAAAGCUUCUAGUGCCAGCCCUUUGGUAAAGUGGCUGAGAAACACUAUAGAAUUCAAGAAAAAGUUGGUAGAAAGAUAUGAAAGUGGUGGUGGUAGUGAUGGUGGUAUGCCAGCCAGGGUACUUCCCCACAUACCAGCCAGGGUACUUCUCCACAUACCAGCCAGGGUACUUCCCCAUACACCAGCCAGGGUACUUCCCCACACACCAGCCACAGUACUUCCCCACAUACUAGCCAGGGUACCUCCCCACACACCAGCAAGGGUACUUCCCCACAUACUAGCCAGAGUACUUCCCCACAUACCAGCCAGGAUACUUCCCCACACAUGAUUUCAUUUGAGUGGGACUUGCACAUGAGUGAAUAGAAUUAUCAAAGCUUAUUGCUUGGGAAGCAUUGAAAAUUGGGUUGGGCAAAUAUGAUUCUGUUAGUGGGAUGGUUUGUGAAGGACCUGCCUAGUAUGGGCCAACAGGCCUGCUGCAAUGUUCCUGUUUUCUUAUGUGGAUGAACAUCAUCCUGACACAGCUGUUGCAGGCCAUGCUGGCAACAUCUACAAUGACAAUGUUGUGUCCCAUUUUACGGAAAAUUUAAAGAGAUGCCAGAAACAGAGCUCUCUGGACAGAUAUUUAGUGCCACAGGUGUGCAGUGACUCUCAAGGUGGCCCUAGUGGCAUUAAAACACAAAGAAGGGAAGUAACCCCUGAAAAGGACUUGGUGCCUGAAGGCUUUAUGGAAGGGAAUUCCCCUUCCAAACAAUAGUACACCUCCAUCCUCUCCCCUCCUCCCGUCUCAUCACUCAUUAAUGAGUCUUCAGUAAUUGUUUAUUCCGCAUGAACUGUAUGCAAGGGUUCUAAAGGAAUGUAAAGAGGAGCUUAGCACACCUUUGGCUAAUCUUUUCAACAUAUCACUACAAACUGGCAUGGUGCCAGAUAAGUGGAAAAUGGCAAAUGUGAUACCUAUUUUCAAAACAGGUGACAGGUCCUUAGCUUCGAACUAUAGACCAAUAAGCCUAACCUCCAUAGUGGGAAAAUUUAUGGAAUCAAUAAUUGCCGAGGCAGUUCGUAGCCACCUUGAAAAGCAUAAAUUAAUCAACGAAUCUCAGCAUGGUUUUACAAAGGGGCGUUCCUGCCUUACGAAUUUAUUAACUUUUUUCACUAAGGUAUUUGAGGAGGUAGAUCAUGGUAAUGAAUAUGAUAUUGUGUAUAUGGACUUCAGUAAGGCUUUUGACAGGGUCCCACAUCAGAGACUAU
Messenger RNA from Cherax quadricarinatus, 6021 nucleotides. NCBI's taxonomy places the organism in Eukaryota, Metazoa, Arthropoda, Malacostraca, Decapoda, Parastacidae. The record is from RefSeq and is a predicted model, not a curated record.